Molecule: messenger RNA, 912 nt
Organism: Bacidia gigantensis
Lineage: Eukaryota; Fungi; Ascomycota; Lecanoromycetes; Lecanorales; Ramalinaceae
Exons: 2
Coding region: 1-912 (303 amino acids)
Source: RefSeq, a predicted model, not a curated record
AUGGCGGUAAAUCAGCUCUUUGCUGUCCUCAGGGAAGAAAUUGUACAGUCAUCGCAGCAAAACGCGACGGCAAAACCUUUGAGCCAGCUUUUUACAACAGACCUUACCACACCUUUGCAGAAAUGCGGUGACCUCUGCUGUCCCGGGGGAAUGAAAUGCCAGGGCACAGAUCAAUGCGUCAUCGAUGAUUCGGUUCCUGCUUCCUCAAGUGCCGCACCAUCGUCCACCUCAAGCUCUACAGCUGCACCUUCAGCUUCAUCCGCUAAAGGAACUCCAAGUCCCUCAUCGAAACCGAGCUCCUCAAAAUCCGGUGCAUCACCGACCAACACCGCCACAAAUGCGAAUGUUCUAGCAACGGCACAUUGCAACCAGUUCGCGACACCUGGAGUCCUAGUGGGCUUCUUUUCCGGCCUUGCCGCCGGUAUCAUAACAACAAUCCUUUGCAUCUGUUGCAUAGGCCGCACUCGCUCUGCUAAGCGAGAUAGUGGAGAUCUUUCGAGCGUACAAGCUUCAGUUUCGGACCCUAUAUACAAUCAGAACGCAAAUGCCUAUCGAACAGACUUCCUACGGCAUGGCGCCGGUCCUUCAAAGGCGGGUCAUCGAAUGUCUCGCGCAUCUUCCAAAGUCAAGUCGUACUUUUCAAAGUCACCGACCGUAAAGAGUGGAUCUUCGACUGCGAAUUUGACGGGAUCGAAAACCCCGAGAACACCAAAGACGCCUUCGUCGAAAAGAGAACCUAGUAUGGAGAGUAUCAGAAUCUACAGUCCGCCAAAUAUGGGCUCGGAUAGGCCUGGGACAAGCAAUACCACAUGGGCGGAGAUGAUGUCUCACGUAGGACUGAAAGAGAACGAACCAUAUAUUGGAAGCCCAGGUAGAGUCGAUCCAAGAAGUAGGCGACUGGGUGAUGUAUGA